CGUGAGGUGGGCGGGGCGUUGGCGCUCGUCUCUGUCGUCUCCGCGUCUCGAUGGUCGGCGGAGGUGGGCGGCUGGGACGGCGCGAGCGGCUGGCGCGGGCGCGGGCGCCUGGACGGAAUGUUUCGUCUUAAUUCUGCUACUGCAUUAGCAGAACUGGCCGUGGCCGCUCGGUGGUACCAUGGAGUCUCACAGCCCCCCCAGAAUAGGCGGCGACUAAUGAUGGUGGCUUUACUGGGAGCUUCUGCAGUAACUGCAAGUACAGGUCUCUUGUGGAAGAGGGCCUAUGCAGAAUCCCCAUCAUCUGUGAACAACAUAAAGACUGAACUUGGUGAUAAAGGAAAGAAUAAAGAUGAAGGGGAAGUCUCUACCCAGGAAAAAGGGACUGGAGGUGCUUUGGGUGAGCCUCAUCCAGAAGAGAAAAAAAAGAAACGUUCUGGAUUCAGAGACAGAAAAGUGAUGGAGUAUGAGAAUAGGAUUCGAGCAUAUUCUACACCAGACAAAAUCUUUCGAUAUUUUGCCACCUUGAAAGUAAUCAGUGAGCCUGGUGAAUCUGAGGUGUUUAUGACUCCAGAAGAUUUUGUAAGAUCCAUAACACCCAAUGAAAAACAACCAGAGCACUUGGGCCUGGAUCAAUAUAUAAUAAAACGCUUUGAUGGAAAGAAAAUUGCCCAGGAACGAGAAAAAUUUGCUGAUGAAGGCAGUAUAUUUUACAGUCUUGGAGAAUGUGGACUCAUAUCCUUUUCAGAUUACAUUUUCCUUACAACUGUUCUUUCUACUCCGCAGAGAAAUUUUGAAAUUGCUUUCAAGAUGUUUGACUUGAACGGAGACGGAGAAGUGGACAUGGAGGAGUUUGAACAGGUUCAGAGCAUCAUUCGUUCCCAAACCAGCAUGGGCAUGCGGCACCGAGACCGUCCUACCACUGGUAACACCCUCAAGUCUGGCCUGUGCUCAGCCCUCAUCACCUACUUCUUUGGAGCUGAUCUCAAAGGGAAGCUGACCAUCAAAAACUUCCUUGAAUUUCAGCGCAAACUUCAGCAUGAUGUUCUGAAGCUUGAGUUUGAACGCCAUGGUCCCGUGGAUGGGAGAAUCACGGAGCGGCAGUUCGGGGGCAUGCUGUUGGCCUAUAGUGGGGUGCAGUCCAAGAAGCUGGUCACCAUGCAAAAGCAGCUCAAGAAACACUUCAAGGAUGGGAAGGGUCUGACAUUUCAGGAGGUGGAGAACUUCUUUACUUUCCUGAAGAAUAUUAAUGAUGUGGACACCGCGUUGAGCUUUUACCAUAUGGCUGGGGCAUCUCUUGAUAAAGUGACCAUGCAGCAAGUGGCCAGGACAGUGGCGAAAGUGGAACUCUCAGACCACGUGUGUGAUGUGGUGUUUGCGCUCUUCGACUGUGAUGGCAAUGGGGAGCUGAGCAAUAAGGAGUUUGUCUCCAUCAUGAAGCAGCGGCUGAUGAGAGGCCUGGAAAAACCCAAAGACAUGGGCUUCACCCGCCUCAUGCAGGCCAUGUGGAAAUGUGCACAGGAAACUGCCUGGGACUUUGCUCUGCCCAAAUAGAAACACCCAGAGAUGAAGGGACCGCCGCCUCCACCCUGUCCCCCCACCCACCCCGGAACCCAGUCCCAUCUGGGCCCAGCCUGAUCUGCUCCUGCUUUGUGCCGGUUCUCCUGGGCAUGAUCAUGGGGCUCGAACCAUGCCCUUCUCGACCCGACCCUGCCCCAGGGUGCUGCCAAGCUCUGCCUCUGCCCAGGGGGGUCAUUCCCAGAGGUCUCACACCAGGACCCAGUUCUCAUGGCUCGGACCCAUGGCACAUCCCUGCAGUUCCUCCAGCCUCUAGAGAUGGCCAGUUCUCUCGUCACCUUUGCUGUGGGUUUAUGAGAACAAGGAUAUCCCUUGUUUCCCUCCUGCUGGGAUUUUUUUUGUUCUUUCAGCUACAAGUUGGGAAAGACCUCUGGCAGGCGAAACGAAGUCUGACGGAUAGAACUGAGGGUGCCGGGGGCCCCUGCCUGGCAGGAAGCCUGGCGGGAGGGAGGCCGUAUCCGUGCUUCUGUGGCCCUGCCUGCUCCCAGAAGGAGAUGCGUCAGCUUACCCCGCAGGUUCAUUGCUCUCUCCGCUCCUUCGUUGUGCUCUCAGGAUUCCCACAAGACUCCGCCUUGCCUGUGCUCGGUGAGCAGCGUGCCCUUUGCCCUCGCAGCGUGAACCUCUGAAGCCAGGGCGGCUGAGAGCUGUCCCCUCUCUGUCUUAAACACUUGUAACUGUCACUUGAACUCUUAAGUCUGCAAUAAACCCUCCUCCCUCGCCCCCCAGAAAGAA
Sorex fumeus (smoky shrew) is the source of this 2307-nucleotide messenger RNA. It is a transcript of the gene MICU1, whose product is annotated as mitochondrial calcium uptake 1. Gene Ontology annotation, biological process: mitochondrial calcium ion homeostasis; calcium import into the mitochondrion. The record is from RefSeq and is a predicted model, not a curated record. Bases 118 to 1551 code for a protein of 477 amino acids. The transcript is spliced from 12 exons. Gene Ontology annotation, cellular component: uniplex complex. Lineage: Eukaryota; Metazoa; Chordata; Mammalia; Eulipotyphla; Soricidae. Gene Ontology annotation, molecular function: calcium ion binding.